Molecule: messenger RNA, 1917 nt
Organism: Cannabis sativa
Lineage: Eukaryota; Viridiplantae; Streptophyta; Magnoliopsida; Rosales; Cannabaceae
Product: thaumatin-like protein 1
Exons: 3
Coding region: 408-1403 (331 amino acids)
Biological process (GO): defense response
Cellular component (GO): extracellular region
Source: RefSeq, a predicted model, not a curated record
GUUUAAGCAAAGAAAUGCCUUCCAACUUCCAAAGUGACCGUUUCUUUUGUUUGUUGUUAUUAUUAUUAAUUUUAACACAUCUAUAAAUAACCCUGGUCUGGUCAGAAUUUUUUUACUUAGAUGGUGGUGGGUCCCAUAUACCUAUACAAUCCUAGUCCUACAACAGCAAAUUGCAAUUGCAACCCUGUGUUUCAUUUCAUUAUAAAUACUAAUACUUUCCCCUCUUGCUCUUUAGAAUCUCAUCUCUCUGUUCUCUAAUAAUCUCUCAAACACUUACAAUCCAGUAGAGAAAACAAAAUAAGAAGAAGAGAAGAUAAUUAGAGUACAUUGAGAGAUUCACCAAUCUUCUCAUAUCCUUAUUUAUUUGUUUUUCUUCAGUUUCAGUACUCUUUCAGCUAUAAAUAAUAAUGGCUCAAAGGACAACAUUAUUCGUUAAUUUAUUUGUGUUAUUAACAAUUCAGUUGUUCAUAUCAGGUGUGGUCUCAACAAGUUUCACAAUAUUAAACAACUGCGAUUACACAGUAUGGCCAGGCAUUUUGUCAAACGCCGGCGUUUCGCCACUUCCGACAACUGGUUUCGUUCUCCAAAAGGGUGAGUCCAAGACCCUAACGGCCCCAACCUCAUGGGGAGGCCGAUUUUGGGGGAGGACCCAUUGCACCCAGGAUUCCACCACCGGUAAAUUCUCUUGCGUAACAGGGGAUUGUGGCUCCGGUAAGGUGGAAUGCGCCGGGAGUGGGGCAACCCCACCUGCCACGCUGGCAGAGAUCACCCUCGACGGCCACGGUGGACUCGAUUUCUACGACGUGAGCUUGGUCGAUGGAUACAACAUCCCUAUGAUGUUCACUCCUCAGGGCGGUACCGGUCAGAAUUGUACCAACACCGGUUGCAGAGCUGACCUCAACGACGCUUGCCCUUCGGAGCUCAAGGUCACCGGCGUCGAUGGUGGUGCCGGCGUCGCUUGCAGAAGCGCGUGCGAGGCCUUUCGGGAACCUCAGUACUGUUGUAGCGGCGCGUAUGGUACACCCGAUACUUGCAAACCGUCUUCGUACUCUGAGAUAUUUAAGAAUGCGUGUCCACGCGCUUACAGCUAUGCUUACGACGAUAAGUCCAGCACAUUCACAUGCGCCUCAGUUAAUAGUUACACCAUCACCUUCUGUCCAUCCCCUACCACCAGCCAAAAAGCGUCACAACCACAAGAAGGGCAGAAUACGGAGAACGCAAACCCAUCACCGCAUAGUGCCGGCGCAGGCAGCGGUACCGGCACGAUGAUUUACGAAGGAGCCCUUGAUGAAGAGAUCAACGGAUCACCGUCCACGCGUCCCCACGUGUUGGGAUUUCAAGGCCUAGCUGGAUUAAUCAGUGUCACGUUGGCUAUUUGGCAGUUGUGGAAACCCUUCUUCUAACUUUUUCACUUCAUUAGUUAGUGUAGUAGGCCCAUUAGCAUUAGGUUCCAAGGUUUCAGGUCCCAUCUAACUCUAGGCCCAAUAUCGUAGCACCGCGUGUGGACCCCGCACUUUGUUUGGUUCAUGAGGUUCACAUCGGUGACGUGGAUUCGAGUCAUGAUUUAAAAAGCUCACCGGUCAAUUAAUUAAUGUCUAACCACACACUUGCGGAGAGAGUCUCUUUCAAAAUUCGAUUAAAAUCCAAUUAACAUGUCUUUAUACGGAAACCAAUAUAAAACAGAAUAAUAGUGGUGCUGGAAAUCGCAAGAAGAUGAGCUGUUUAUUUAGUAUAAAAAAAAAAUUAGGAUUUUUAAUUUUAUUGUAUUUUUUCCUUUUCCAGUUAUAAAAUAUUAAAGGGAGGGUUGGGAUUCAUUUGUUUGUUUAGACUUUAUAUAUAGAGAGUUCCAUUAUUGUAUGCAACCACCAAAUUUGGUGCUUAAAUAUAUUGAAAUGAAGUACUAAUUAUUUAUCAUUA